Helobdella robusta is the source of this 870-nucleotide messenger RNA. RefSeq lists its product as hypothetical. The record is from RefSeq and is a predicted model, not a curated record. Bases 85 to 870 code for a protein of 261 amino acids. NCBI's taxonomy places the organism in Eukaryota, Metazoa, Annelida, Clitellata, Rhynchobdellida, Glossiphoniidae. Gene Ontology annotation, cellular component: eukaryotic translation initiation factor 2B complex; eukaryotic translation initiation factor 2 complex; multi-eIF complex. The transcript is spliced from 7 exons. Gene Ontology annotation, molecular function: ribosome binding; translation initiation factor activity; RNA binding.
AUGUUUGUAGUUCGUUUUUUUGAUUUUUCUCACUAAAGUUUUUUGGUGGAAAGACUAUUUUGAAAUCUCAAAACCAGCAAAAAAAUGCCAGUCUUAACGUGUAGGUUUUAUGAGCGCAAGUUUCCCGAAAUAGAUGAUGUUGUCAUGGUGACGGUGCUGUCCAUAGCAGAGAUGGGAGCGUAUGUUCAUCUCCUAGAGUACAACAAGAUAGAGGGUAUGAUCCUGCUGAGUGAGUUGUCGAGAAGGCGCAUCAGAUCGAUCAACAAAUUGAUCAGGGUUGGGAGGGAUGAAUGUGUCGUCGUCAUCAGGGUUGACAAAGAGAAGGGCUACAUUGACCUGUCAAAAAGGAGAGUCAGUCCAGAAGAGAUCAUCAAAUGCGAGGAGAAAUUUGCCAAAGCCAAAUGUGUGAACAGCAUCUUGACCCACGUAGCUCAGCUGAUGAAGUACGAGACGGACACACAGUUGGAGGACCUGUACAUGAAGACUGCCUGGAUGUUUGACAGGAAGAUGCAGAGAGUGGGUGCCUCGUACGAAGCUUUCAAACAUGCCGUUACGAACCCGGAAGUCUUAGACGAAUGUGACAUUGACCCUGAAACGAAAGCCGUCCUGUUGGCAAACAUCAAGAGGAGGUUGACCCCACACGCUGUCAAGAUCAGAUCAGACAUAGAAGUGGCAUGUUACGAAUACGAAGGUGUCGAUGCAGUCAAGAUGGCAUUGAGGGAGGGCCUCAAACUGAGCACUGAAGAAAUGCCCAUCAAGAUCAACCUCAUAGCUCCACCUCUUUAUGUCAUGACUACUCAGACACUUGAAAGAGCUGAAGGUGAUGAUGAUGAUGAGGAUGAUGAUGAUUAUGAUUAUAGAUUGUGCUGA